UGUAGCUCCCGAAACAAUAGCCCACGUUCUUUGUUUUUAUAUUUGUUCUUUUUUUUCAUUACUUGUUUAGAUCGAUUCUCGUGGCCAUGAAACGGGCCUCGAUGGGCACAUCGCGCAACUUUCUCCGCGAGAACCGGAUGAUGGUGAGCCAGGCGUCUCCAAGCUACCAGAUGCCCACCGCCGCCUCAAUGGCCAGAUGCUGCGGCCCAGUGAGGUUUCUUUUGGCCGCCACUCAGCGGGGUUUGAGUGGCGGAACAGCGGCUAAAGUUGUUCCCAGUCAACGGAAGCUAUCCGAGAAGCAGAUCCAAACAGAGGACAUCAGCGAUGAGCGGUUUCUCAAUGCCGCCCUGCUCAAGUGCUCGGAUAAGACCCAACCCCACUUGCAGUCCCGUAGCGAGGGCGAUGAUCCAGCGGAAGGCGGAGGAGAACAGUUUCGGGAUGACAGACUACGGCUGCGACGCACUGCGUCCAAUUUUGAGCUGGGCAAAAUGCCGGAACAACGCGAUGGCUAUCAGCCGGGGCAGUACAUAAUGCACCGGCCGUUAGCUAACGCGUUCGGCAUUUUGCCCGGCGGUUUGAAUUACCUGGACAACUGUUUCUCUUCCAACCGAAAACAGGAUGAUGAGGCAUCUCUCCGUUCGCAUUCCGUCAAGACGAGUUCUCCAAGAGUACGCCAAAUGGACAUUCCUGAGGUGGUGGAUGUGAACCCGGAGGAUGUCUUAAGUGUGCACUCGCAGGAGUCCUGUGCAGAUCUUUCUGUUUUAGAUGUGCAGCGCAAGGAAGCUGAGGUCCAACCACAGGAGAACUCCCAGACGGAGUCAGGUGAGGAGUCCCAGCCCAUCCUGCUUACCAGUGAGCAGAGAAUGCUCCUCAUGGAUGCCGCCCGUAAGCGGCAAAACCAAUUGAUUGCCGAAUACAACCGCUUGCCGCUUUCCAUGGGCACAUUGCGAGUCCGGAAUCUCAAGAGACAACUGGAGCAGCAAUUGGAUGUGCUGGACUACGACCUCAGCAGGCUAUCGCUGGCGAACGUGUAUUUGAAGCAAGAGUCACAAUUUGGAACAGUCGCCUAUCAAAAAUUGUCAACAAAAAUAAAUGCUUAG
Molecule: messenger RNA, 1100 nt
Organism: Drosophila erecta
Lineage: Eukaryota; Metazoa; Arthropoda; Insecta; Diptera; Drosophilidae
Exons: 1
Coding region: 87-1100 (337 amino acids)
Source: RefSeq, a predicted model, not a curated record